Molecule: messenger RNA, 1134 nt
Organism: Cryptomeria japonica (Japanese cedar)
Lineage: Eukaryota; Viridiplantae; Streptophyta; Pinopsida; Cupressales; Cupressaceae
Product: GATA transcription factor 7-like
Exons: 3
Coding region: 73-906 (277 amino acids)
Biological process (GO): regulation of DNA-templated transcription
Molecular function (GO): zinc ion binding; sequence-specific DNA binding
Source: RefSeq, a predicted model, not a curated record
UAACAUUGUUUUUCAAUACAGUAGUUUUUCAAUCUCGGCCUGUAAGUUUUUCUUGUACAGUCUAGCGAAGAGAUGGGUCAGGUAGAGGAUUUGGAUACAAAAAACUGCAGAGGAGUUGAUUACAUGGAUGAUAUCUUUAGCAAUGUUGAUGACCUGCUGAACAUUAGCGAUUAUGAACUUGGAGGAGGCAUUGAAGGAAAUCAUGCAGGCGACAUGUCUAUUCCUUUAGAAGUGGGUUCUCUUUUCUCUGUAGACGGUUUCUGUGACAUUGAUUGGAUGAAAGAAUUCAUUGAAGAAGAGAAAACUUCUGCUGAUUUGCAACAUAAAAAGGAUGAAGAACAAGGUCCAGAAAAUAGUUCUGAAAAUGCCAUAAGUUGUGAUCUCAGUUCAGACUCAGACAAGAGGUCCUGCACUGAGAAAAACCCUUUUCUUUGUACAAGAAUGACAAUACCAGGAAAGCCAAGAAGCAAAAGAUCAAAAACUACAGUUUCUAAUUGGAUUUCUAAACCCAUUUCCACUUAUGGCAGUGAGGAUGGCAGUGAGGAUGGCAGUGAGUCUUGCUUGUCUGAUAAUGCUGCAGCCUGGAGCCAAUCAGAUAACUUGUCUUCUGAGCAAGUAGAAUGCCUGUCCACACUGAAAUUCAGUGCACAAAAAAAUGGGAAGAAAAAGAAGAUAAAUGAGGCCAGAAUAUGUUUACAUUGUGGUGUGAAUAAAACUCCACAGUGGAGAAGUGGGCCAUUAGGUCCUAAAACACUCUGCAAUGCCUGUGGUGUGAGAUAUAAGUCAGGUGGGCUUUUACCAGAAUACAGGCCUGCUGCAAGCCCUACUUUUUCUCCCGAUAAACACUCGAAUUCCAGCAAGGUGGUGUUGGAAAUGAGGAGUAGAAAAAAUUUGAAGGGUGAGUAAAUAUAAUUUGGAAGGGAAUAAGUUUUUUUCUGGGAAGGGAAUAAGUUUUAUAGAGGGAGGAUUAGUGGGCUAUAUUUAUAGGAAAAAGUGCUAAAUCGUUUUAAUUUUAUUGUCUAAAAUUUUGGGCUGUGAAGAAAAACUUUUUGUUUGGAAAUAUUUUUUAUCUGUUCAUUGCUCCGCUAAAAUUUGUGAGGGAAUAAGUUUUUGAGAAAGGAAUAAGUUUUAUAA